CAACGCUUCAAAAGCUAAAAAUUGUAAACCGUUCAAGAAGACUGUCUCAUGAAUAGUCACAAACUGAUGAUCAUAAGAUUGGUUAAAAUCUCAAAAAACUUUUGAAAGAGUCGAAUUAAAAUAAUUUAAAUAAAUCGGUCAUCGAAAACUAUACAUAUCAACUUAUUCCCAGUUCGUUCUAUGUCAAAGAAAAGUCAAAGGUUUUCCCCCCAAAAAAAGUUAAAGGAAUGCAUUUCAAAUCGUCAAAAACCGAAUAGCACCACUAAAGGAUUCUAUAUGGGAUAUAUAAUGACUGGGUUCGGAUUCAGAACCAUUCAGAUGAGUCAAUUCGCUCUUACUGGCCCAGAAGCCUCCUCUUCACAACCAUCACUCUUGUUAGAACAACAACCAGAGUUUGACAUCACCGAUGCUUUUGCCUUUGACGAUAUGGAAGUUGAGGAAGAAAGUACAUCUGACAGUGGUUUCACGUUACCUUCAUUAUUGAGAAACACCAAGUUUGAAUUCCGAAUCCCUAAAGCUGAUCUCUCACCACCGAUCCAUCGACGUAUAAUCGAAUUAAGAACUGGCAUCCCAUUCAACCUAUCCCACAGAAAAAAACAAAAAACAAAAGUUAAAGAGGUUAGAGAAAAGAAGACUAGAAAUCAAACAAGACUUAGUCCUUUAAGUCAACCGAUCUCCAUCAAUCUUGAUCCAUCAAAUGAAGAAGAUUCUCAAGACUCGAUGCCUUUGUUUGUACUUAAUCUUGAAGCUUUUACUUGUUUAAAUAAUCCAUAUUCGAAACCUCAGAAAUGGACGACUCAUCCAGAUCAAGGGUUAAGGUCUAAGAAUCCCGUGAAUCAUUCAAAACCAAAUCGAUCUUUGAAAUCUUCCUGUUCCAACUUGACUACUGAAGCUCCUUUAUUCAAUUUCGGAGAUCUUCCUCAACGGAAAUUAAAAGGUGUGAAACGAAAACACAAACUUGAUUCAAAUCAGAAUACCUCAGGCUCCAAGAAAAGGCCACGUCAAAGUUGUGAUAAGAUUUAUCCUGAUGAUCUUAACCCUAAUAAUGUUUUCCAAACUUUUCAAAGUUCUUCGAAUCCGAUUUCCACGAUUUUUACAUAUGACGAUCAUCAUUCUUCUCAUUCAAUUGAUUUCAAUUCACAAAAUCCAAUUCAAUCUACCAGUCGCUGUAUGAUGAUCGAAGAUAGACCUUAAAAAUCUUACCUUGAAAAGUUUAAAUCAAAUUGACUCUAUACUUCAUCGUCUCUUUUGCUUUGGUUCUCUUUUGGAUCUUUGGUCUCAUGUAUUUGAAUGUGAUGAUGAUAUAGUGUAUGUAUAUAGAAACUUUAAUUUAUGCUCGGAUUUGUAUCUGUUUUUAUAGUGAUUGACUUUCUGGAUGCUUAAAUUAAAUAAAGGUUUCUUUC
Molecule: messenger RNA, 1403 nt
Organism: Melampsora larici-populina 98AG31
Lineage: Eukaryota; Fungi; Basidiomycota; Pucciniomycetes; Pucciniales; Melampsoraceae
Exons: 5
Coding region: 181-1194 (337 amino acids)
Source: RefSeq, a predicted model, not a curated record